Nerophis ophidion (straightnose pipefish) is the source of this 1509-nucleotide messenger RNA. RefSeq names its product cyclin-G2-like. Gene Ontology annotation, cellular component: nucleus; cyclin-dependent protein kinase holoenzyme complex; cytoplasm. The record is from RefSeq and is a predicted model, not a curated record. Gene Ontology annotation, molecular function: cyclin-dependent protein serine/threonine kinase regulator activity. Gene Ontology annotation, biological process: regulation of cyclin-dependent protein serine/threonine kinase activity; mitotic cell cycle phase transition. The coding region runs from base 1 to 1035 and encodes 344 amino acids. The transcript is spliced from 7 exons. Lineage: Eukaryota; Metazoa; Chordata; Actinopteri; Syngnathiformes; Syngnathidae.
AUGUUCUUCUCCAGGAUGAGGGACCGUGGAAGGCUGGACAAGUCCCUGGUGAGGGAGCUGAAGUCUUGUUGCUCCGUGGAGGACCACUUUCUUCCCAGGAAGUCUGGUUUGAAGAUGAUGGAGAAAACUGAGAACGGCGUGUCGGCCAAAUGCAGAGACGCCCGAGUGGAGGAGCUGUGGGGUUUGACCAGCUUUUUUGGCUACAGCACCCAAACUUUUGCACAGGCGGUCAAUCUGCUGGACAGAUUUCUCACAAAUGUGAAGGCUCAGCCCAAACACGUGCCGUGCAUCGCCGUCUGCUGCCUCCACUUGGCGGCCGGCGUGACGGAGGAGGCCAGCAAUGUGGCACCUGGCCGCGAGCUCAUUCGCAUCAGCCAGAGCAAGUUCACAGAGUCGGACCUGCGCCGCAUGGAGAAGGUCAUUUCGGAGAAACUGGGCCCGGAGCCCAGGGCUGCGGUGACGGCCCUGACCUUUCUGCACCUCUACCACUCGGCCUUGACCUGCGCGUGCGCCCAGGGGGUGGAGAUCCCCGGCGUCGGGAGGCUGGAAGCUCAGCUCAAAUCCUGCCUAUGUCGGCUGGUUUUCUCCAAAGCCAAAUCGUCCGUGCUGGCGCUUGCCCUCGUCGCCCAGGAGUUGGAGACCCUGCAGUCCCACACCGCCUCCGAGAUUGUACAGCAACUGCAGAGACACGCAAAGAUCAGCGACAGCGAGCUGCUCCACUGGCAGCAAGUGGUGUCCCAGCGCAUGAAGGAGUACCGCUCCAGUCAGUGCCACAAGCCCGACAACAAGAAGCUGGUGUGGAUCGUCUCCAGGAGGACGGCGCUGGGGCUCCACGCCGCUCAUUUCAGCGUCCCGGGCCUGCCGACCAUACCGGAGGGCGGCUGGGACGAGAGUGAAAGCGAGGACUCUGGCGAGGACACGAGCUGUGGCGAAGACAGUCCGUGCGGCUCGUUGGGCAGCAAGGGCGAAGGAUCCUACUUUCCUGCGUCGUUUCCUUCAUCGACGCACAAAACCACGCACCGAACGGCCUCGUAACCACGACACAGACCUCGACUUCGUCAUGAAAGUCAACCUCCAGGAUUUGUUACUCCCAUGAAAAUGACAUUUUGGCAGCUUGCCGUCAUGUGACCUCACAUGUCCGCACAUUCCAGACAACAAACCUGCUAACAUGCUAAUUCCUGUCCUUAUUAAUAAAACAAGUGCCGGUAUGCAGUAGGGAAAGGCGCCAUUUCUGGGUGGAUCUCGUGUAAGAGGAAGCGGGGCACAUGGCAACUGAAAUUUGUCACGUUUCAUGUGUCAGGCAAAGCGUGACAAAUGGGGCCGUAUAAAAUCCCCUUCUUACUGUGUGUUGUUACUAUAAUGUGCAAUAAUGUGACUGAGUCUUCAUGUUUGUUAAGAGAGAAAAAUGUACAUAACUUGGAAAGAAUGAAGAAAAAACAUUUUGUGUGUGAAUGUAAGCCAGAGUGGAUGUUAUCAGAACAUGUUACAAUGAAAUAACUUUUAAUACUA